AUGCAGCUCCCAACCAACCUCCUCACCCUCCUCCUCACCUCCACCUUCCUCUCCCUCAUCACCGCCACCCCCAUCGUCUCUCCCUCCGGCACCAACCCCGUCGACUCCUCCGUCCCCGCCGACGCCAACAUCAACGUCCACGUCGACGACGACCCCAACGACCCGGCCAUCGCCUUCUUCUCCUCCCUCCCCCCUCCCCGGCCCAAACGCUCUCCCAACCCAUCCUCCCCCUCCGCCACCGGCCUCGUCAAAUUCUCAAAGCGCGGCGGCAACAAAGACUUUUGCCGAGGCGGCGGCAUCUUCAACAAGACCUCUGACGGGUCCCCCUGGGUGGACGACUGCAAGAUCAUCAUCCAGAACAUCUCGCCCAACGGCGGGACGUGGCACUACAUGACGGGCACCCAGCGGACGCUGGUUUCACACAAAUCUUGCGCGCUGGGGAUUGAAAGUACGGAUGGGGUGCCGAAGGCGCUGCAGACGCUGGUGGGCGAUCUGGAUAUCACCGAGUGGAUCCAGAAGAGCAUUGACAGGUUUAGGUCGAGUGAGGAACAGGGGAAGGUGGGCAGUUAUGGGGAUACGCAGUGUAUUAGCCAGACGUUUAAGGGGGAUGAGUAUAGUUUGAGGUGGGGGUUGUAUCGGAAUAAGGGGUACUAG
Molecule: messenger RNA, 654 nt
Organism: Neurospora tetraspora
Lineage: Eukaryota; Fungi; Ascomycota; Sordariomycetes; Sordariales; Sordariaceae
Product: putative necrosis-inducing factor-domain-containing protein
Exons: 1
Coding region: 1-654 (217 amino acids)
Source: RefSeq, a predicted model, not a curated record